AUGGCCAGCAGAGUGACGGUAGCCUCGCAUCCAGCUAGCAUUCCGAUAUUGAGGAGACAGCGAGUGGUAGCAAGCGAAGGAGACCAGGUUCAUCGGGAUGCGGUGGCCUUCGGCUGCAACCAAGGGUCGGAUCAGAACCUAUACUGCAACGAUCAGCCGCAUGUAUUGGCGGCUGCUUUCCGGCAGAUCUGGAGCGCUGGGGAGGAUCUGAUGUUAAAAGCUUGGUAUUCCCGCAGAAAGGAUGACGCGGCAGAAUAUCCUAAAUUCGAAAAACGACGCCCCAAAUCACGACUUUGA
Messenger RNA from Chaetomium globosum CBS 148.51, 297 nucleotides. RefSeq lists its product as uncharacterized. Bases 1 to 297 code for a protein of 98 amino acids. The record is from RefSeq and is a predicted model, not a curated record. The transcript is spliced from 2 exons. Lineage: Eukaryota; Fungi; Ascomycota; Sordariomycetes; Sordariales; Chaetomiaceae.